CCAAAGAACAACAGGUAGCAAUAUGAUAUGAGCAUGUCAACAAAUGUAGGAAAGAUUCGCCUAAAAAAUUUGACCGACUUACAAAGGCCAGAUAAUGCUGAAACAGAAGCAAUUGCAAUAUCCAUUCAAAUCGAUGAUAGAACUCCAGAGAAACAGCCAAAGGCGCGAAAAGUGCGCGCAGCGACAACCACAAGGAAAAAGAACAAUGAUGAAAUUAAGAAGGAAAAAGUUGCUGUUAAUAGCACUGAUGUAAAGCGCACAGGAAAAAAGGAGCUACUACCAGGACAAUUGCGCAUAGACACCUUCUUUAAGAGUAGCUCCAAAUGCAACAAAGUGGAACCAGCCCCAGUUCGCUCACCAGCAAAGCCAAAGCCUCACCGGACACCACGUAAGGGAUGCAAGCGUCUGUUUAUCGGGGAUUCAAGCACAACAAAAGCAACGAUCCAGAUGGCAACAACUCCUUCAGACGCUGAGCAUAAGAAGAUGGCCACACGCAAGCGAACCCAGCCGCAGCGAAGUGCAAGGGCGAAAUGCGCAACUCCUCCCAGUGACAUCAUUGAUCUCUGCACCGAUGAUGAAUCGGAAUUUGAAAGAAAAGAAGAAUCCUGUGAGCUUCAGCCCACAACACUUGGUGUGCUGGAGUCUCGGCAGCCGGAAGCGUUACCCGUGGUCACUGUACCCCAUCACAAUCUGUCGAUGAAAAUGGAAACCGAUGCGCUCGCCAAGGAAAAUAUACCGAAAGGCAGGAAGCGCAAGCGUUGUCCGUCUUAUAAGAUAGUCGAGGAUACGACAUUCGUUGUGGAUGGCUUUCAGUUUGGCAACAUUCCGAAUGCGACCCAUUACUUUCUCAGUCACUAUCACGCAGAUCACUAUGUGGGCCUAACUCGCAAAUUUGCCCACCCGCUCUACAUGAGCCCCAUCACAGCAAGGCUGGUAGAGAAGUUUAUACCCAUAGACAGCCAGUUUGUCCACGAAAUCGAUGUGGAUAAGUCCGUUGUAGUCAAGGACAUUGAAGUCACCGCCAUAGAUGCCAAUCACUGUCCGGGUGCCAUAAUGCUGCUCUUUAAAUUUAGUACGGGCAAAUGCAUACUGCAUACGGGCGAUUUUCGGGCAAGCUUUGAAAUGGAGUCUCUGCCCAUCUUUUGGAAUGAGCCGAAUAUUGAUCUACUUUACCUGGACACCACAUACUUGGCGAAAAAUUAUGAUUUUUGUCAUCAGUCCGAUAGCAUUUAUAGCGCUUGCUCUUUGGUGCAGAAAUUCCACGAGAAGAACGCCAGCAAGCGGAUAUUGCAUGUGUGUGGCUCCUAUUUGAUUGGAAAGGAGAAGGUGUGGCUGGCUCUGGCCGAGGAGUUUGGCCUGCGCGUCUGGACGGAACCUCAUCGCAGAAAGGCCAUUGACUGCCUCAAUUGGCCGGAACUGCAGCUGGUGCUGAGUGAUGAUCCGUUUGACGCGAAUUUGCAUGUCAUCGGCAUGGGAAAGAUUAGUUAUCCGCAACUUGACCAGUACUUUAAGCAAUUUGAGAGCCAAUUUGAUAUGUUGCUGGGCAUUCGUCCCAGUGGCUGGGAGAAGAACUCAAAGCCGUCUUAUGGCAAACGGAUCAGUGUGAUCGGAGUGGAAUACUCUGAACAUUCCAGCUACAAGGAGCUCGAGCGUUUCGUACGUUUCCUCAAACCAACGAAUGUGAUCAGCACAGUUCCUGUGCAACCACGUGAUCUCUGUGUGACCGCCACGGUGCCGACAAAGUGGUAUAAAUAUAAUGGCCAUGGUGGCAUGAUCAGCACGAGCUAUCAGCCGUCGAUUUCAACGUUUCUGGAGAAGACGCAGCGCAAGAUUCCGACAAGCUUUACUAUGACAUUAAGUCCAAUAAAGGACGACAACAUAUCAUCGUCUACUGACGGAGGUUAAGCACACGAGGCAGUUGUUUCAACGAAAAGAGCCCAACCAAAGGUUGCACUUGUUGCAGAGCAAUCCGUCAGCAGACUUACAUUUGAUGCCUCAGAUGAUUUUCUCUCUUUCAUAUAGUUUUUUGUAACGCUAAUAGGAUUAUUCGUGUUUUUAUUAUUAUUGUGUAAAUAGUGAGUUUAUUGCAAUCAAUCGUUUCUCAAAUCCAAAUAGAAAAAAUAUAUUAUUGGAUUCAUUUAAGCAGACAUUAAAUUAAGAAAUAUAUAAUUAUGCUUUGGCCAAAUUUAAAGUAAUUUUCCAUUUUAAUAUACUUUACGCUUUUAAAAACUAUUUGCAUGUACAGCACAAAUCGAGUUUACAUUAUUUUUUUUCCGCUCAAUUAAUAAACAGGGCUGUUUGAGAAUCUUAUCUGAAAUCAUUGAUAUUGUACAUUGAUAUGUAUUUAUUUCUGAUAUGAUAUUUCUAAUAAAGUUGUUAAAUUGUUCAAAUA
Molecule: messenger RNA, 2392 nt
Organism: Drosophila grimshawi
Lineage: Eukaryota; Metazoa; Arthropoda; Insecta; Diptera; Drosophilidae
Gene: Snm1
Product: DNA cross-link repair protein SNM1
Exons: 3
Coding region: 28-1905 (625 amino acids)
Biological process (GO): double-strand break repair via nonhomologous end joining; interstrand cross-link repair; protection from non-homologous end joining at telomere
Molecular function (GO): damaged DNA binding; 5'-3' DNA exonuclease activity
Source: RefSeq, a predicted model, not a curated record